AAGUCGAAUGAUAUCAUUGCUUUAUGACUUUUAUAUGAGUCAAGAUUUGAAAGAAACAGCAAAUUUUACUGACGAUGUCAUCAAAGGCACAUCGCAGGGCAAGCUACGAGGACAGAGCGGACCAAGACGGCCGAUUGACAGGCAAACACAUACGAACUUUGUUACACCUGCAAGAUUUACACACCGAAAACGAUCUUUUGAAAGCUAGAAUUGCUGAACUGGAGCUUGAUGAGGCAAAAGCUGCCAGAUGUGAUCUUCUGGAGCGUGAAGUAGAGAAGUUACGGGUAAGACUUUGUGAAGUUUCUCUCUCUGCUGCAGGUUAAUUUCAAUAACAGACCUAACUAUAGCGCACACAGCACAGGGGAUCAGUUGUGAUUAAAGUAUACAGUCAAGGCCAUUUUUAUUUAAGACUAACAUUUCAUAAUUUACCUGGUAUUGUAAGUAAUGAAAUUUUACUCUCAUUAAUCUCUAUCGAUCAUACUUGUUCAGACAAGAUGUCUGCUUAUUGGAAAUUCUGAAAUUCAACGAACCAAGACUGACUCAAAGUCCAAAUGUGGGAAUAGUGAUAAAAGUGACUUUAAGGAGCUCUGACUGCCACAUUGCUGCAAAGAAAUUAAAAAACAACAUAUUACUGCGCAAAAAAAUAAAGGAACGUGGACUAGGCAUCAAGUUUCAUUCCCACUCAUGUUUUUCACACACAGUUGGAUGCAUCAUAAAGCUAUACUACAUUCUUGCAUAGAAUGUGGUCAUAAAGUCUGUUUGCUACUCAUUAUUUAGGCCUUAUGGGUGCUUGCAUACAUGUUACUUGUGCUAGUCACUCUUCACCAAUAUGUUGAUUUUGAGUCUUGAAUAAAGUUUGCAACCAUUGAUCAGUUUGUUUCAUAUCCUCUUUAGGAUGUUUUAGAAUUUUUGACACUUGAUCAAAUAGUUCUGAAGAGAGUGUCAAGGGUCAGUGAUUGUGGAACACAGGUUCACCGAUCAAGAAACCACCAUAUUACAUUUUUUUGUUUGGCCAUACACUGGAGCUUUCUUAACACAAAGAAUGCACACUACAGGAUUAGGGAUCACUGAAUUACCACAUGAACAAAUGAACAACACUGCAAAUACUAAUGUCCUUCUAGAUAAUACUAGAGAGUUCUUUGUCAAUAUCCAGCUGCCUUCACCUCACAAAGAUAUUCGCUUAGAUAUAUCACUCAUGAAGCACUAUCUGUUGUGCAACUAAAUCCUUUGUCCCCCAAAAUCUAGACCAUCACUUCCAUCAGUGUGAGAUGUGGUCAUAAUUUGAAACUAAUCAUGGUGGCUGGUUCUCAUUUUAUUUCUCAUUAGCAUUUUUCAUUUGCCAUAGCAGUUGUAGCAAUCAUGUUGGUUUUCAGUAAGUUAUUGUUUUUAAGAGAUUUAUGACCCAUUUUAUGAAUGACAGUAGUAAAGACCAUGUUUACACUGAACAGUUUACCAAUGUACACAAACUGUUGAACUGUCAAGAAGACUUAAUUAAAUACUAGAGAGUUGUUGAAAGUCUAGCACAAAUUAUGUCAAAACCAAAAUGAUUUUCGCUGUUGCAGUCUUCUUAAUUUAGUGAUCAGUUGCAGUUGAAUCAAAAAAAAAGUUGAAAUUCCAGCAAAAGAACAUUUUCAUAUCAUUACAGCAUAUUUCUUUCUGAAAGUAAGGUACCUAUCAUCCAUCACUCACAUCCAUGAUACAAUAAUGUUCCAAUGGAAUCUUCUUUAUUCUUGUGAACUUUAUGGGGAUAGAGAGUUAAAUGAAAUUUCCUAUAUGAGUAUUUUUUUGUCAUUACUUUGUCAAAUGUUCUGCAGGGUGAAUUAUUGAAGUGUGAAGAGCUUCAUCAGAUUGCUAAGGAAGCAAAGGAUAAGUUCCAGCAAAUGCAAAGAGACUGUUUGAUGAAGAUUGAUGAAAACUGUGCAGCUUUGACAGAAAAGCACAAAGUAGAGGUGGGUAAUUACAUGCAACAAUAUAGCUGUAGAAUGUAAUUAAAUCUUUGAUUACAAAGUACAAAGAUGUUUAAGAAAUUAUAUAAAAGUGAGCUACAUAGCUGUGACAAGUGUUUGCUGUGAAGACCUGAAAAAUUGUGCAUCGUUGACCCUAUCUUUUAAGGUCCUGCAUUUAAUUUAUCAAUUUUUAUUGAGUUAUGAUUAGAAUGAAAAGAUUUCUUGACAAUUUGAGUUGACAGUGUGGGUAGCCAAAUUUACCAUGCCAGCUUGUCAUCUUUGAUUGAGGUAGCAAAACUAGGUUUCUCGGGCUAAAAAAAAACUUUCGUCCUCAACUUUGGAAUGUAGCACUUAAGACCUUGGGUUGUGAAAUGUAAUGUAAGUAGAUAUAUCUACAUUACUGGUAUUUAGUGGGCAGAAGGUCUGUUUGGGGGAAAAUGUGUCAGAGGUCUUCAGUACCGCCCAAGGCUGAAGGCAAAGGGCUGUACUUGAGACCAAUUCCAGAAUUUUUCCAUAUGGACCAACAAAGGGUGGUAAAUAACUUACUUAUUUUUGUAAAGUUUCUGAACUAUGGUUGAUAUUUUCAAAAGCUGCACUGGUUACUAGCAUGCAAGUAGCCAAUCAGAUUUGAUGAUUUAAAAUUCCAGCCCACUGAGAUACUUUUAAAACAAAAUAAAGGAAAUGAUGGUCAUUUUCUCUUCAGAUCAUGAGAAUUGUGUCAGAAAAACUUGAAGCUGAAAAUUGCUGGACAAUUGAGAAGCAACAGGUAUGUUGAGAAACUGAGUGGUUCUUUGAUAAUUAUGUCUUGUUCUAAUCAAUACUAAUUAUUGCUCCAGUCAUUAAUCACUUGAAUGCCUUCUCUGAAGGUAACAUCCCAUUUUCAGUAGCUAAUCUUUAGAUUUUCAGGGGGCAUAGAAGGUGUGAUAGUGUAUAAAAACUGCCUUUGAUUAGUUUAUGGAACAAAGCAGAAGCCUCUUGUGAGGAUGUAAUUAAAAAUUACUGUUUUCCUCAACAAGGCCGUGGUUGAAAGAUGUGGAACCAUAUUGGAACACAUUAACCCUUUAACUCCCAAGAUCUCAUUAGUAAUUCUCCUUUCUGUCUGCCAUACAAUUCUUAUGAUGUCAAUUUGGAUAAUUUGGUACUGGAUCAACUAAUAAUCCCCUAAUUGAUAUUAUAUUUUAUUCUCGUCUCUUCUAUGCUUGCUUUUGUAUUGAUAUUGUAAGGAGAAAUUCUCAGUCACUCAUGGGAGGUAAAGGGUUAAGCCAGUUAGGUUAAUUAUACAAUUAUUCAAUUUUAAAAUAAAGGUUUUUAUUAAAUUAAAGGUUACCAAGAAAAUUGAAGAUCUUCAGAAAGAAAACAAGUUUCUGAAAGAAGAACUGGAGAUUUUAAAAAGAACAGGAUGUGAUACUGUCGUAAGUAACAAGAGUGGUUGUUUUUCAGUGGUAAACUUUUCUGCAUUAAGUCAAACUUUGGUGUUUAUUAAGUAAUUAAGGAAUUGUUUUAAGGAGUGUGUUGGUUUUAAUUUUUGUAGAAACUGAAUUCAGCUCUUCAAGAAUCAAAGGCAGCCAUUGAGUUACUGAAACAAAACUGUGAACAGUUGAAACAAGAAAAAGGGGUCCUAGAGAAGACAGUAAAGGAUUUGAGUAUGAAAAAUCAAACUCUCUCAUCAGAGGUAGACAGUUUGAAAUCUAGGAUAGCUGUUCUGGAAAUGCAGACAAAACUUUCACGAGAAGCUAAAGCUGAGGAGCAGGGUAAAGCCAUGGAAACUAAUAAGCUAAAAGAACAGGAUGAGGCUGAAAUAGCUAAGUUGAAAGGACUUAUUCAGAAACUAGAGAGUAAAAAUGAAGCCCUUACAGAAGCUAACGAAAAACUAGAAAACGACAACAAACUUUUGGAGUUCAAUAUUCAGGAUUCUGCUCAGACCUUGAAGCACAUGUACAAAGAAAGAGACUUGCUUAAAAACAGGAUUACAGGACUUCUCAAUGAAAUAGCAGCUAUGAAGUCACAAACACCGGAGAAACACACAUUUGUUGACUUUGUCCAUCUUAAACGGGAUUACAAUGCACUGAAGGAUGAACACGAAAAGCUUCUCAAGAAAAGAGUCUCCAAAACGAAUGUGUUACCAACUUUGAAGGGAGAUGCCACAGUUGUUGCACGGGCAACAAGCGGUGGGACUGUGAGAAAUGGAGCACAAGUGGGAGGGGUGGGUGCUUUCUGGUAGCAGAAGGCUCUUUUUACGCCACCUUCCCUCCCCCAUUUCUUAAUGCAGAUGCUUUCCAAGGUAGAUGAUGUACCCUGGAAUUUGGUGAAAAAAAUGUUUUUCAGGUGCAACUUGCAAUUAUCCAUUCCUGUUUUAAGCUAGGAGAGUUUUGUAUUUCAUCGUUUGGUACUGUACUUAUAGUAUAUGUUGAGAAUGUUUAUGCUUCGUCAAUGUACGUUAAACAAUUUGAACUGGCUUUUUAAAUAGAGGAGACUGAGAUGAUUCGGUCUGGUUAGUUUAGUAGACUUUUUUUUGGCAAACUAUUUAACUCAUAAUUCUGCACAAUUACCCGCUCAAUCGAUUUAUCGAUUUCCGUAUUUAUUCAA
Pocillopora meandrina is the source of this 4532-nucleotide messenger RNA. NCBI's taxonomy places the organism in Eukaryota, Metazoa, Cnidaria, Anthozoa, Scleractinia, Pocilloporidae. The record is from the annotation of a GenBank genome assembly.